AUGGGUGAAGAAGAUACCCCUCUACAGCUAUCAGUCAAAGACGAGAAAGAUGAUACAUUAGAUAUGGAAUUAGAUACGCCUUCUAUCGUACAAGUACAGGAAAGCAAACUUGAAGAUCUGUUCAAAGCCGAUGACGAAGAUAGAAAACCUGAGAUACCCAUAACCACGACAACUUCUGGGACGGGUUCACCAAGAUCAGUCAUAGGUGAAGAAGAUCUUAAAUCGCGUACCCAUGCACGCGAUGAUCAACCACAACCAUCUUCUUCUUCUUCUUCUUCGCCUUUUCCUACGACUGGAGGAGGUGGAAGGGGCAGACCUAAAAAAGUGAAAGAUGAAAAACCCCAAAUACAAUUAAUAGAUGAUUUGCCUACUGCUUGGGAUGAGGCUCAUGAAACAUUUGUCAGUUUGGAUAAAUGUCAUUACGAGUCUAAAGGAUUGGGGUUGUCGAGGGAACAGGAUGAGAUGAUGGUUUGUGAUUGUGUCUACGAUAAGCACGACCCAGACACAGAUCCCUGCGGACCAGAUUCAGAUUGUAUAAAUAGGGCGUUGUUCAUUGAAUGUUUGGCUGGGGAGUGUAGAGCAGGUAAACAUUGUCAUAAUCAACAGUUCAGUAGAAAACAAUAUGCGAAUGUAGAAGUGGUCUUGACGGAGAAGAAAGGUUUUGGAUUGAGAGCGGGAUCGGAUAUACCUUCGAACACCCUUAUAUACGAAUACAUAGGUGAAGUCGUGGCUGAGAAAACGUUCAGAAAGAGGAUGCAGCAGUAUGCGGAUGAGGGUAUAAGGCAUUUCUACUUUAUGAUGUUACAGAAGGAAGAAUACAUUGACGCCACGAAAAAAGGUGGUAUAGGCAGAUUUGCCAACCAUUCUUGUAACCCGAAUUCCGAAGUACAGAAAUGGGUGGUGGGCAGGAGGUUACGUAUGGGUAUCUUCACCAAGAGGGAUGUAGUGAAGGGGGAGGAGAUAACGUUCAACUAUAAUGUUGAUCGAUAUGGUCACGAUGCCCAGAUCUGUUACUGUGGUGAACCCAACUGUGUGGGAACGAUCGGUGGAAAGACACAAACGGAUGUGAGCUUGAGUACAAUGAACGACCUGUUUCUCGAUGCUCUAGGUAUUACCGAUGAGGUCGAAGCGGGUGGUAUGAAGGGGAACAAGAAGAAGAAAUCCCGUCAACUCGAUGAAGAUUUCGUGCCCACUUUACGCCCAAUCCAAGAGCCAGAAGUACAGAAAGUCGCAGCUGCCAUGCGUCAAUCGAUGGAGAAUAAGACUAUGAUGUCUAGGUUGUUACAGCGUAUAAAGAUGACCGAAGAACCCGCCGUACAGAGGCAACUUGGUAGAAUGCACGGUUUCAGUCUGAUGAGUAUGGUAUUGGCUGAAUUGGCAGAUGAUAGGGAGAUUGUUCUGCUGGCCCUCGAAAGUAUGAGUAAAUGGAAAUUGCAGAUACGAAAUAAGAUCGAAGAUUCCAACAUCGAAGAGCCAGUCAAGAAAUUACAGGAUAGUCAGGAUGAGGAGAUAAGCAAGCUUGCCAAGCAGUUGCUUGAAUACUGGGCUACUCUUGAAUUGUCGUACAAAAUCCCUCGGGUCAAAAAGCUAGCUACUCUUGAUGCCGAGGACGAAGCGGGUACUACCACGAUAGCUGAGGCAGCUUCCUAUUCCACAUCCACACCUCGUCGUCCCGAUGCAUGGGAAAACACCACGCAGAUCCAAUUGGACAUUGCCCCUGUUCGACCUCGCAUACCGAUCCCUUCAUUUCACCGACCGCGUCCUCCGCCUCCUGCACCUGCGCCCCGACCUUCCUUGCCCGUAUCCCAAUCUUCCGAUCGACUGAAACUAGACGCUAUCAUCGCUCUGGCUCAACAGAACCUUCAAUCGGCUGUAUCGAACCCUGCUCCCUCCGAGUCACCUGCUGCUGAGUCCAGCAGAUCGGGUAGUAUGGCUACAAUCGAGGAUGAUGAACGUCGGAAGAGGCAGAAAAGAUCGCAUUAUGAUUUGAGUGAUAAUGAGGGAGAGGAAGAAGCGAAGAAGGAGAAGAGGUUGACUAAACUUGUGGGAGAGGUCGUAGUGAGGAGUAUGAGUAAAUACAAGGAACAGAUGGAACAUGAUACGUUUAAGAGAUAUGCCAAGGAGUGUACUGGGAUAUUAGUUGAGAAAGAGAAAAAGGGACAUAGCUACUCGACCACUCGACAUUCAACUUUAUCAGAAGAGAAGAAAGCAAAGAUGAAAGCUUUUACCAAAGAAUUUACUCAUAAAGUUUUGAAACGACUAAAAGAAAAAGGAAAAUUGCGUCGAAUUAAUCCUCAUCCAAAUGCAUCGUCUACAUCUACACCGACAUCUACAUCGACUUCUUCACGAAAUAAUCUGAAAAUUGAAGGUGGUAUGAUCAAUACGCCCACACCUAGUGGAACAAUUAUCGAAACCCCAACUGAUCCUGAAGGGUCCACAAGGGAAGGUGAUUUGUUAGAUGAUAUUUUCGGCAAAGACGAUGAUGAUGUUGAUAUCGACAUGGAAAUGGAUAUGGAUAUGGAACAAAGUCCUUCUUCUACAUCGCUAUCAGCAUCGAGAAAGGAAAGUAUGAAUCUGGGAAAUGGAGAAAAGAGUCCCGUGGAUGAAGUCAAGACUGCUCCUGUAACUGUCAAGAAGAUGAAUGGAGGAUAUACAGUCGAGAGGUUAGAUCUGUCGACUUUGGGUAAAGUGAAUGGAAUGAAUCAUCAUCAACAACCUGGUCAAACUUCUUCAGAUGAUCAGAUGAAUCAGUGA
Molecule: messenger RNA, 2754 nt
Organism: Kwoniella botswanensis
Lineage: Eukaryota; Fungi; Basidiomycota; Tremellomycetes; Tremellales; Cryptococcaceae
Exons: 13
Coding region: 1-2754 (917 amino acids)
Biological process (GO): regulation of DNA-templated transcription
Cellular component (GO): nucleus; chromosome
Molecular function (GO): protein binding; histone H3K36 methyltransferase activity
Source: RefSeq, a predicted model, not a curated record